AUCAAAGUGUAAAAACAAUGCUGUCAUCAUCCUAUGCAACACUAAUAUUAUAGCGUGGAGCUCUACAUUUCCACACUUAUCAUUCCACCCCGUUAAAUUCCACCCAAACCACAAUGCCGUUUUCAACCUUCAACAAUUUCAUGGACAAAACAAAACAAAACAAAACCCUAGUCUCCGACCACGAAUCGGAUGUAAUUAAAUCCGCUGCAUGGGCAUGGUACCAACACGGCUAUGAUCAUCCCAACGGGAGGUCGUCGGUGCGUGAAUACGACGUUUUGAGGCAUAAAUUCGAGCCUAAACCCUCACGGUACAAGCUCGAAGCCUCAAGAAACGUGCAAGAAUCAAUCUUAGAAUCCCGUAGGACGAUAUCAAGUCCGAGGUGUACUAUUCGUCGUGCUAGCAAUUCUCUUCUUGAUAAUUAUGAGAUUGAGAGGAUAUCGAAGCAGCUUGAUUAUUACAUAGAGUCUAGUCAUGCUAUGUAUUCCGGUGGAAGUCCCGGCGGCAUGGCGGAGGAGAUGGCGGCGGAGGUAAAGAGUAAGGGUGUUCAAAAGAAGAAGGUGGGAAAAGGGUUUUGGUUGAGAUCACAUGCUCCGCUGUGUGGCUCAUCAAGAGACGACGUGGUGGAAGGUAAAAGUGUUGAGUAUUUACGGCGGUCACGGCCGGGAAAAGCUGGCGUAGCGGUGGUGGAAGUUGUCGGUUGCCGGCCGCUGCCGUGGCGCAUCCGUGUCUAAUCAAAGUGUCGAGGUUGGUGGAUUUAAUGGUAUCAUGUAAUUUUUAUUAUUCCUACGUUUUUUUCCUUUGUAAUUAUUAUUCUCUCCACACAUACGUAUUUUGGAUUUUGGAAAUUGUAAUUAAAAUUCAUUUUUGGUUA
Sesamum indicum (sesame) is the source of this 871-nucleotide messenger RNA. RefSeq lists its product as uncharacterized. The record is from RefSeq and is a predicted model, not a curated record. Lineage: Eukaryota; Viridiplantae; Streptophyta; Magnoliopsida; Lamiales; Pedaliaceae.